UGCAUCAUUGUUUGGAAGCUGCUCUGACUCAGAGAAAAUGGGCCAAAUAGGAGAUUUAACAGAGACAGAAAAAUACUGAAAAAAAUAAUUGACUGGUUUUAAAAAAGAAAAUAGGUGAGAAAAAGGAAGAAAAUUUGCCACAGAGGAGAAGAUUUAAAUUUGGAGCUAGAAGGAAACUGUAAUCCUCCAGUGUCGACACAUUCUGGAGAUAAAAGACCAAGGAAAUUCAAGACUACACCACGGGUUACAGCCAAGCACCGACGCUCUCUUACCUCUGAAUGAUUCUGGACGCCUUCGUUCGCCGGGUGUGCCACCUGCCGGUGCGUCACGACUGCUCCAGCCAAUCCUGACGCAGUGACUUUCCUCGGAGAUCCCACGGCUCUCCUCACGUUUAAUCUGCGGGUCGGUGACUGUGGAAGGCGACCGAGCUCUCGUUAAACCGUGGACCGUUAGACAGUCACAUAUGACCGGAUUGGACUGGCGUCGUUCCGCGGCUGUGCUGCUCCGCACGUGGAUCCAGGACAAGUUUGGACAGGAUUGUCCUGGUCUCAUCAUCUACUUCAGCUGCUCUUCUCCGAAUCGGUAAAUCCUAUGAGUGGUCAUGGUCCGGGCCACGUGUCGUCCUGCAGCCCCAGUCGUCAGCGUGGACGCCAACGGACACUCGGCUGAGAGGUGACUUCCAGACACUUCAGCUUCCAAAACAUUUGAAUAUGCCAGGACAUAACGAUGAGCUCCAACAGCACAGACCCUGGUCUCUACCUGACUUCAGACACCUCACCAACGUUGGCCGGAGUCUAUCCACAGUCCAAUGCUCUUCACCAGGCGGAAAGCGGAGGCGCCCCCUGGUUUGUUUUUCAUGUAAAUACCCUGGAUGACAACUCAUCUUCUGCCAGCCAACUCUUCAACCUCACCUUAGAAUCCCCGGAUGGGAAUGGAACCGCGGACAUCAGUCCCUCAGGUGGCCACCCAGUGUGGCAGGUGGUCAUCAUCGUCCUCCUGACAGGGAUGCUGUCUCUCAUCACCAUCAUUGGCAACAUCCUGGUGGUGGUGUCCUUCAAGGUGAAUCGCCAGCUCAAGACGGUCAUCUCCAUGAACCUGUACACCACCUAUCUGGUGAUGGGAUACUGGGCCAUGGGGAACUGGGCCUGUGACCUAUGGCUGGCUAUAGACUACGUGGCCAGCAAUGCUUCAGUUAUGAACCUGCUGGUCAUCAGCUUUGACCGCUACUUUUCAGUCACCAGGCCUUUGACGUACAGGGCCAAACGGACCACAAAGCGAGCCGCGAUCAUGAUCGGCCUGGCCUGGGUUGUUUCUCUCGUGCUGUGGGCCCCUGCCAUCCUACUGUGGCAGUAUCUGGAGGGGAAGAGGACGGUGCCCUCCCAUAUGUGCUACAUACAGUUUCUGUCUGAGCCAACAAUCACUUUCUGCACAGCCAUGGCAGCUUUCUAUCUCCCUGUGACAAUAAUGAGCGUCCUCUACUGGCGCAUUUACAAGGAGACGCAGAAUCGUUCUAAAGAGUUGGCCGGGCUGCAGGGUUCGGGGGUCCGCGGUGCCACCGGAAGCAAAGGUGGGAGUCGUGGUGGUAAAAGGACCCAGUUACUCCACCAGAAGGGAAGUUCCCGAAGUUGCAGCAGCUAUGAGCUCACCAGGUUGUCCAAGGGGAAGCGUGCGUGUGGCGAGCUGGUCAGUGGCUUACGCUGCUGGCCUGGGAUGCGAUCCUGGCGACCAGGGAGCACUCGUCGAGGUGAGGGGGAUCCGGAUCAGAGUAGCAGUGACAGCUGGAACAACAACGAUGCUGCAGUGUCACUGGACCACUCUGCGUCUUCUGACGACGAAGACUGCGGCGGCAGAGAGAUGAUUCCACAGAGUCAUGCCAUUUUCUCCAUUGUUCUCAGCCUGCCGGGAAUCAAAGCUGCUGUCAACUCCCAGCUCACCUCCUGCGAGGAUCUGGAUGCAGCCUCUGAGGAGGAUGCCCUUCAAGGGUCUGAGUAUAACAGAGACAGUCUUACAAGAGAGACGGCGAACACCACCACCAUGACGACUUCUGACGAAGCCAACAGCCAACCAACCAACGCCAAAUGUCCGUCUGCUUCGAUCUCCUUCAAAGAAGCAGCUAUCGCCAAGCGCUUCGCCGCCCGGGCUCGGAAUCAGAUCACCAAGAGGAAGCGCAUGUCUUUAGUGAAGGAGAAGAAGGCGGCGCAGACUCUCAGUGCCAUCCUCUUCGCUUUCAUCAUCACGUGGACACCUUACAACAUCAUGGUGCUGAUCAAUGCCUUCUGCAAAGGUUGCAUCCCAGAAACCCUGUGGGCAGUUGGGUACUGGCUAUGCUACGUCAACAGCACGGUCAACCCCAUGUGCUACGCCUUGUGCAACAAGACUUUCCGUACGACCUUUAAGAUGAUACUGCUGUGCCGCUGGGACCAGAAGAAAAGAAGGAAGCAGCAGUUUGAGGAGAGGCACUCCGUGAUCUUCCACAGGAGAAUCCCCAGGGAGUCUACGUAAAGUUCAGGAUGCGGAAUCGUCCGUGGCAGAGAAUCAGAAGUUACAAGAGAAAGGAAAGAAGCAUCCAUGAAGUGUUUUCUACGUGGGAUUGGUUCACUUUACGAUCCUGACGUGCUUCUCUGCUGGUACGUUGGUCCCAGCAGUCAAACCUGAUGAGACUCGGACAUCUGUGUGUGUCAGUUCAUCGGUGUUUCCCAGCUGUUGUGGAUGUGGAUGUGAUGUGUGGGGCGCAGUGUCAGAUGAGGUCCAGAGAUGUAGCUAGACUGUCCGUAGUUGAAGAACUGUUUUAUAUCAGUACAGCCGAGCUGGGACGUGGAACCGAUUGAAUGAAAAGGGCUUUUAAAUGUAUUGCAAGAGAUUUAGGGAGAUGAAGUUGACACAAAGAGAGAGAGAAUCUUUGUGAUAGGAUGUAGGAGAUCACAUUUUGUAUCACUUCUUUCUGUGGGUAACCUAAACUUGUAAUGUGGUUUUGCAUUUUAAACAAAGCUGUGUAUUUGUUACAUGUCAGUGAAAACCACAACAAAUUGACAUUGUAUUCACGGGCUUCUACGUCAGUGCUUCUUUGACCCGCCUGGAUGUUUGAACCAGAACAUCUGUGAAAGGACUUUAUACAUGAAUAUAGCCUCUUGUCUUAUGAAGUAAAAAUCUUUACUUGUGUCCUAAAAGAAAAUGUUAUUUUUGUGAUAUUCAUUUAAGUUUUUCUAGAUAUUCCUAAAACUUUGAGCCAGUCUAAAAAAAAAUAGAUUCUUUUAUGGAACUGAGUCGUGAAUAUUCUGUGUGGCACCACAGUCAGUGAGCUGCUGUUGUGUUCAAUGUGAUCGUUGUGGUUUCUAUGGUGGAAACAAUGAGUCAAUUGGUUGUAUUUUAUGUAUGAGUAUUGAUUAUACCAUGAUGGUGAUCUGUGUACAUUUGGAUAACGAUUGGUUGACACACAAAAAAAUGCAUAUGUGUUUUAAAACUCUUUUAAGCUUUGUUUUAUUUCUAUCCAGAUCUACCCAACACAGGUAGAACAAUGGCGGCCUCUAGUGGCGUAAAAAAGAAAGUCAAUCAGUCGUUUUAACAUCAACCGCUCAAAUGAAGGUCUACUGUUUAGAUCAGAUGUUUAUUUUAUUAUUUAGAUCGUUAAUUAUUAUAAUGACUGUGAACUGAAUACAGAAUUUAAUUUCUCACUUGACAUAUAAAUUAAAAUCGAAUAUUCAAAAUCGAACUUACCCUCACCAUUAAUGGUAUUGGUUGGAUUUGUUUUUAUUAUAAAUGAAAUGUUUCCCAUAAUUGCUCUCACAGCAUUAAUUUGUAAAUAGAAUCAAAUCCUGUUUGUGUCUCUUUAUAUUUUGUAAACGCAAAUGAAAAACCAUAAGAGUAAACACUGGUUCCCUCUAACACUCAACAAAGAGACACCAAAUGAGACUGAGACGAGAGGAUUUCAUUAUUUUAAAAAUGCACAUUAUGUUGUCAAUGUUUUUUAUUAUUGUUGUUGUUGUUGUUGUUAUUAUUAUUAUUAUUAUUUUUCCUGCCAAACACACUUUCCAUAGACUGAUAUGCAAAAUGGAUACAGCAAUCAGAUUCUAAACAAAGUGAAGCUGACGUGUACAGAAGUACUCCACUGGUUUCAAAUAGAUAUUAUUGAAUAUUCAAAGCUACUUCAUUGUGCUUAUUAAAAUCAGUUGACAUAUUAAUUAUGUCGGGCAGCAUGAAGCACUUUUGUGGACUUGCAAUCAUACUGAUUUACAAUGCUGGAGAAACUAGCAGAGCACUUCUGGUCCAUUUCUGGUCCACGCUUCAACCUUGUUGGAAACCUUUGGUUAACUUUUAUUUCGCAUAUUUAAAAAAAACAUUACAGUCUAUGACUCUUCCAGAGAAAUGUGCAGAGGGAAUAUGUGGAAUGAAAGAUAGAAUUUACUUUAAAAAAAACAAACCCCAGCAGAUUAGAUUUGAUGAUACUGGAUACACUGGUCAUGAAUGAUAAAAAAAGAGGAAGGAAAGAAAGAUAUCCAGCGUGUGGGUGCGACAUCUGCUUUUUUACACAAUGUGCUCCCAAGUGUCUCAAUGCACUUUUCGUCAAAGUAUGAGAUUUUGUAUUUAAAUAUUAGAAAUCUAUUGGAUAUGUGAACUAGGGAAAUGGUCAACACAAACAUUUUGUUACAUUUUAAGUAUGCUGACCAUAUUCAUAUUUUAAAUCAAUAAAAAUCUAAAAAUGA
Molecule: messenger RNA, 4700 nt
Organism: Cynoglossus semilaevis (tongue sole)
Lineage: Eukaryota; Metazoa; Chordata; Actinopteri; Pleuronectiformes; Cynoglossidae
Gene: chrm3a
Product: cholinergic receptor, muscarinic 3a
Exons: 5
Coding region: 727-2502 (591 amino acids)
Biological process (GO): G protein-coupled receptor signaling pathway, coupled to cyclic nucleotide second messenger; chemical synaptic transmission; saliva secretion
Cellular component (GO): plasma membrane; dendrite; synapse
Molecular function (GO): G protein-coupled acetylcholine receptor activity; G protein-coupled serotonin receptor activity
Source: RefSeq, a predicted model, not a curated record